GCAGCCGUUUCCAAUCACGUUUUCUCUUCCUCUCUCUGUGUUUCUCAACAGCACCAUUUCCCAAAGAUCAUAUAUAAACAACAACCCAACUCCCCCCCAAAUCCUCCUUCCUUCGUCCUCUUCGAUGGAGAAGAACACCUUCUCCUUUUCUUGAUCCCCAUCGAUGAUGAUCCCAACCUCUCCGAUGUCCCCAUCGAUGAUGAUGAUCCGAAGCCCUCCGAUGUCUCCAUCGUCGCCGAAGAUGAUCAGCCCGAUCUCGGAUUCGCAGGCGAGGAAUCAACCGCUGAUUGUGAAAGAGGGAUCGGUGGCAGAGAAGGAUAGGGCGCGGAUCGGAGAACUCGCCGGCGGGACGGCGGCGGAGUGUGCGGCGGUGUGCUGUUGCUGUCCGUGUGGGCUUAUUAGUCUAUUGGUUCUGGCGGUGGUGAGGUUGCCGGCGGGGUUGUGCCGGCAGGCGAUCAGGCGGAGAAGGAGGAAGAGGAAGAGAAAGAAGGCGAUGGCGAUGGAAGCGGCGGCGGGGGGUUUUGGGUCUAGUGAUGAUGAUGAAUCGGUGUAUCACCGGCGGGUUUUGAUCGAUUCCGGCGGGGUUGAUUCGGCGCCGUCGAUGUCGCCGUCGGAGGAGGAGGUGGAGCUUGAGAAGGAGAUGUGGGCGAAGUUCUAUAGCGCCGGAUUCUGGCGAAGCUCUUCUCAGAGGGAGUAAAUGGUAAUUUCAGUGUUUUUGCAUUUUACUCCUUUUCAUGUAAAUGUUGUGAUUUCUUUUUGUGAUUUGAUGGACGGUUUUUGAAUGAAGAAAUGUACAGAUUGUCAA
Molecule: messenger RNA, 805 nt
Organism: Dioscorea cayenensis subsp. rotundata (Guinea yam)
Lineage: Eukaryota; Viridiplantae; Streptophyta; Magnoliopsida; Dioscoreales; Dioscoreaceae
Exons: 1
Coding region: 164-697 (177 amino acids)
Source: RefSeq, a predicted model, not a curated record